CGGCAGCCGCUCAUCGCCGAGAGGGAACCCCAUAAUGUUCUUCCACAUUGUGUUGGAGAGGAACACGCAGCUGCAUCCACGGCACUUCGGGCGUGGCCUCCGCGACAGCCUCGUAACCAAGCUCAUGAAAGAGGUGGAGGGCACUUGCAGCGGACGGCAUGGUUUUGUAGUGGCGAUUACGGGCAUCGAGAAAGUGGGAAAAGGGUUGAUUCGUGAUGGCACGGGGUUUGUGACCUUUCCUGUUAAGUAUCAAUGUGUUGUGUUUCGGCCUUUCAAGGGCGAAAUCUUGGAAGCUUUUGUUUCUAUGGUAAACAAGAUGGGUUUCUUUGCUGAAGCUGGACCCAUUCAGAUUUUUGUUUCUAAUCAUUUGAUUCCAGAUGAUAUGGAAUUUCAAUCCGGAGAUAUCCCAAACUAUACCACUUCAGAUGGAUCAGUUAAGAUCCAAAAAGAUAGCGAAGUUCGAUUAAAGAUAAUCGGGACUCGAGUAGAUGCUACUGAAAUUUUUUGUGUUGGAACCAUCAAAGAUGAUUUCAUGGGUGUCAUAAAUGAUCCUUCGUCGGCUUAGCUGCAAUCUUGUUCAACAAAUUCCUCCUCGCAAUGGAGGGUGGUACUAUCCUUUAGCUAAUUACUUUGUUCGUGUUAUUCGGAAUUAUAAUGAGUUUUGACUAAAAGUUUUCGUAAAUU
Molecule: messenger RNA, 684 nt
Organism: Cucurbita moschata (crookneck pumpkin)
Lineage: Eukaryota; Viridiplantae; Streptophyta; Magnoliopsida; Cucurbitales; Cucurbitaceae
Product: DNA-directed RNA polymerase II subunit RPB7-like
Exons: 6
Coding region: 35-565 (176 amino acids)
Biological process (GO): positive regulation of translational initiation; transcription initiation at RNA polymerase II promoter; positive regulation of nuclear-transcribed mRNA poly(A) tail shortening
Cellular component (GO): RNA polymerase II, core complex; P-body
Molecular function (GO): translation initiation factor binding; single-stranded RNA binding; single-stranded DNA binding
Source: RefSeq, a predicted model, not a curated record